Pyricularia oryzae 70-15 is the source of this 1347-nucleotide messenger RNA. RefSeq lists its product as uncharacterized. NCBI's taxonomy places the organism in Eukaryota, Fungi, Ascomycota, Sordariomycetes, Magnaporthales, Pyriculariaceae. The transcript has a single exon. Bases 1 to 1347 code for a protein of 448 amino acids. The record is from RefSeq and is a predicted model, not a curated record.
AUGCCUUCCAUUUCUUUCCUGGCGCUGGCCCUGGGCCUUUUUGCGCAGAAAACCUUGGGUGGCGUGACGGUCCGCAAGACGGGCACUGCACCUACCGGCUACGAAGUGGACUUCACCCUGGUCAACGAGACGGCCUCGCAUGUCAUCGUGGCCGGUGGCCUCUUCCCCUUCACAGACCAAUGGCACACUGGCUGGCAGUAUUCAGGCGGAUGGAGCCCCAAGGAAUACCAGCGUGGCGACUUCAUCCUACCGCAAACCGCUGGUGGUCUUGAGGAUGCCGACUGGCCAUAUGUCAUGGAGAGCGACGGCCAAGGUAGCUGGCACCUGACGGUCCCGAUGCCGUCUGGUACGUACAACUACGCAUUCUUGGUGGACUGCGAAGUCCCAUCGAACUGCACUUUCGGAAGCGGAAAGUGGGUGAUUGACCCCGAGAACCCGCCUUUCGUCAACGUCCCAGGCGACCAAACCGCCUCGUCCUUCCAGGUGCCCUUUGACGCCGAGUUCCAGGGUACCCCUUCCGGGGGUUCGGAUCUGGACUUUGACUACGCCCUCCCGCGCGCUGAGGCCAGCGAGCAUGGCACCGUGGCGACGGUCAACUACACAUCCCCGGGCUCCGUCUGGCCCGCGCCCGAUGUACACGACUGUACAGUCUACACGCCGCCGGGAUACGAUAGCAACUCUGACCGCGAAUACCCCAUCAUGUACCUAUCCCACGGCGCCGGCGGCAACGGUGACGACUGGCAGAACCUGGCGCGCAUGAGCAACAUCAUGGACAACCUGAUCGCCGACGGAUUCAUCGAGCCCACCGUGGUCGUCACGCCCAGCUUCUACAACAUCGCGCCCGAGUACAAUUUCACGUACGGCCUGGCAGCGCGCGCCCCCGAUGCCCCUGUCGUGCGCGAGAACUACUUUGCCCACCUCUUCCCCUUCAUCGAGGCCAACUACCGCGUCUCCAAGUCCCCUUCGCGCCGCGCCUUUGCGGGCCUCAGCCUCGGCGGUCGACUCACGUACGAAAUGUACAUCAACGCCACUGACUACUUUGACUACUUUGGCAUCUUCUCGGGCGCGCAGGGGAUGGUCGACGCGUCGCACCUGGCUCCCCGGGCGGCAGAGUUGAGGCGCAAGGGCGUCUUCAACUCUUACGGACUCUACGACUUUACCUUUGACAUGGACAGGUCCCUCGAGGUCGCCAUGAACGCGAACCGGAUCCGCUACGUCAGCCGCAUCCAGCCGUGGGGUGGCCACUACUGGCCGACCUGGUUGGACUGCCUGUAUCACUUUGGGCGUAGGGCGCUGUGGAAGCCGCUGCCUUUUGAUGCACGCACUGGAAGGAGUGUGAAGGAUUAG